CCCGCACCCCUUCAGGCCCGCCCCAGUAUAUUAAUGGACACCUGCUCUGUCCGCCAUCAGUCUGUCUGAGAACGACGGCAUGCAGUCACUUCUGAUCAUCUCCCUCCUCGUGCUCGGCAUGGGAGCAGCAUCACAUACCACACCACAGCCCUGCAGACUCAAGUUCAUGACGACCCUGCACUCUAAAAGCAAAUCAGGAUCUCAGAGCCUACCAUGCCCUAUAUCCCAGGUCCCUCAAUUUUCUGUACCUAAGAUCCCUCAGUUGUCCGUAUCCCAGCUCCCCCAUUUCUCCGCACACCAGACCCAUCAAUACCCAAAACUGAAGGGCUUGCAUUACUCCAUGUCCCAAAUCCCAAAAUCAUCUAAAUAUUCAGUCACAGAAUCCUCCCUGUCCCAGGUCCCUAAAUUAUCUAUUUCAGAUGGCCCAGAAUUCCACAUGUCCCAGAUCCCACAAUUCUCUAAGUCUGAGGUUCCCCAGUUCUCUGUAUCUGAGACCCCAAAAUUUUCAGCAUUCCAGGUUCCCCAGUUCUCCAUGUCUGAGACCCCAAAAUUUUCAGCAUCCCAGGUUCCUCAUUUCUCCAUGUCUGAGAUAUCCAGAUUCUCUGUGUCCCAGACCCCGAAAUUCUCUGCAUCUGAGACACCACAGUACUCUGUGUCUGAAAUCUCUAAACUUCACAUAUCCCAGACUCCACAAUUUUCUAUGUCUGAGAUCCCCCAAAGCCCCACAUCCAAUGUCCCACCAUUCACUGUAUCCAAUAUUCCCCUCUUCCCUGUGCCCAAGAUCUCCUUAGACUUCAUACCUGAGAUAUCUCCUCUCCCUAAAAUCCAGGGAACUCCCAUUCCUGAAAUCCAGAUUACUCCCAUUCCUGAAAUCCAGAUUACUCCCAUUCCUGAAAUCCAGAUUGAUCCCAUUCCUGAAAUCCAGGUUACUCCCAUUCCUGAAAUCCAGAUUGAUCCCAUUCCUGCAAUCCAGAUACCUACCAUUCCUGAAAUCCAGAUACCUCCCAUUCCUGCAAUCCAGAUACCUACCAUUCCUGAAAUCCAGAUACCUCCCAUUCCUGAAAUCCAGAUAACUCCCAUUCCUGAAAUCCAGACCAUCAAUGACAUUCAGGUCGACCCCAAACCCCCCAAGAUCCAGCUCAGUGUUCUUCGGCAGCAGUUCACGCAGUGCUACACAAAGCCCAAGCUGAGGGGUCGUUGUACUUUAAUCACCACUGCUGUUCCAGAACUAGGCUUGGGCAAAUUUGACAACCAGAUCCAAAGUGUGUUUCAGAGUGGCAUGUGGCUUUAUUAUGAAAGCAUCAACUACAACGAUGUCAUACCUGGGAGGGUCUUCUAUGUCAUUGGCACUUUUACUGCUGUGACAUUUCCGUUUCAAUAUCGCAAUGUUGUUUCUUCUGUUCGUCCCAUUGGAGGUGAAAACAAUGAGUAUGGUGACAUGCUCAUAAGCUACCAGGGUGAGGGAUUCACAGGAGCUCAACAUUCCUGGCAGUACAAUGAUCCUUUCAUGCUUGAGGAAAUUGGGAGAAUCUCUUCUAUAAUUGUCACUGGAAUGAGCCCAUGGACUGUAUACAGUGGUGAGUACUACACUGGCAACAGUCUUUGUGUGUAUCCCGACAUCUAUCCUGCAAAUUACCACACGCAACCCUACAUUCUAGGAAUGUACAUAAAUAUCACAAUGCUGGGCCUUCCUAACAUCAUAUCAGCAAGAAAGGGUUGCUGGGCCAGUUUCGGAGCCCGACCUCAAAGUAUAAGAGUGGAUGGCCGGAAUGCCAAUGGAUACUAUGGGCGCAUCCUGUAGCUGUCACUGAAGACUGUAAAAUGGAACCUUCCACAUCAUACACUGUAUAGAUUCAUAUUGUUUGCAAGAACAAUAUAUUAAGUCAGGGAAUGACUGAUGGAUUACAUUAAAUUUAAGCAUCUCAUACAAGAAUUAUCUUUGUGUUCAUGAGUAAAAAUAAGCUAAUGUUCUAGAUGUAUCACCUUCAUAAAAAACAAGAACUGUUUGGCUACAAAAAAUAAAGGUACAUCUUCAAAA
Messenger RNA from Scylla paramamosain (green mud crab), 2038 nucleotides. RefSeq lists its product as uncharacterized. The transcript has 6 exons. The record is from RefSeq and is a predicted model, not a curated record. Bases 80 to 1801 code for a protein of 573 amino acids. Lineage: Eukaryota; Metazoa; Arthropoda; Malacostraca; Decapoda; Portunidae.